Messenger RNA from Staurois parvus, 309 nucleotides. NCBI's taxonomy places the organism in Eukaryota, Metazoa, Chordata, Amphibia, Anura, Ranidae. The record is from the annotation of a GenBank genome assembly.
AUGUAUGUGAAAUGGUUUGAUACAGUAAUGUUUUACUAUGUCAAAUUUGUUUAUUAGAAAAUGACAGUUUCUAAAAAUUUUUUAAUUUGCCGCCGGUCCUGGUCCCAGUACGUCCCAACGCUCGCAGGGACCGGAACAUGGAAGCCGGAUGCCGGCAUCGGCUGGAGGAGAUGGCCGGGGACGCUCCAGGGGACGCAUCGCGGGAGCGAAGGACAAGGUAAGGGCUGCAGGGAAUCCCUAAGCAAUGUAAGCCCGAGUGUAGCUCGGGGUUACCGCUUUUGCUACACUCGGGAAUACCGCCAGGGAGGU